GGCCCAUGCCAACGUGAGUUCUGAUACAGGGGCCCUAAUUUAUGCCGUAAUGCAACGAGCUUUAGAACGAGCUUUGGAUCGUGCUGAGUCGAUCAUUGAAAGUGCCCAACAGAGGCCGCCUAACACGAAACAUUCACCUAGUGGGGAAAAGUCUCUCCACCAAAAACUGUACGACAUAUAUGUUGAGGAAUGUGAAAAAGAGCCUGAGGGGACUGAGGAAUUAAGAAGUAAUGUGAAUUUGUUAGAGAAGCUUGUGGCGAGAGAGUCCUUGCCGUGUUUAGUGGUCAAUCUAUACCCAGGAAAUGAGGGCUAUUCUCUGAUGCUCAAGGAAAAUAAUGAAUCCUAUUCUGAAACCAUCCGAAUGCGCUAUGAAGAAGGGGAAUUGCUGCAAUACUUGGAUGCAGAAGAAUUACCCCCUGUUCUGGUAGAUCUCCUGGAAAAAUCUGAGAUUAAUAUUUUUCAUCGUGGGUGUGUCAUAGCAGAAGUUCGGGACUACAGGCAGUGCAGCAAUACGGAACCCCCUGGUUACCAAAGUAGGCACAUUCUCUUACGUCCAACCAUGCAGACUUUAGCCGCGGAUGUGCAGUCAAUAACUGGUGAUGACCACAACUGGACCCAGGAAGACAAACUUUUGCUGGAGAGCCAGUUGAUCUUAGCUACAGCGGAACCCCUGUGUCUUGAUCCUUCUAUAACAGUAGCCUGCACGGAAAACAGACUGCUUUACAACAAACAAAAGAUGAAUACUAACCCAAUGAAACAAAGUUUCAAGAGGUAUUCUAUGCCUUCUAUGAAUAAGAAGCAGGAGUUGUCUCAUCUACCUCCUCCUGAGCUAAGAGUGUUAACUUGCAAAAAUGGGCAAGAAAGUAAAACAGGUGAACAUUGUGACCUCAAAUUUCCUAUAGCAGGAAAGUGUAUAGAUAUAUGGCAACAGAGACCCUGUGACUUGGCCAUACCUUCUGAAGUGGAUGUGGAGGAGUAUGCUAAAGAGAAGGAGUCUGUAGAAGGUGAGGAUUCAGAACCAAUAGUUUGGCCAACCCAGGAGGUAGAAGAUGAUUAUGUAUUUGGAAGUGAAGCUAGUGAUCAGUACCAGAAAACAAAGCUGCCUUUCAUGCAGUCAUUUAAUGAUCCACUUUUCUCUGGAAAAAUAAGGUCACAUAAAAAAGUCAGAUAUGAGAAAUAUAUGUCUCCCUCACACUGCUCCAUGGAUGAUCAAUUGAAUAUGGCAGGGUCAAAGACUGAUGCUGGGAUGAUAGUCAGUCAGUCAGAGGAACUGGUCCAGGAGAAAUCCAACUCUCCAGUCAACCUGUCAUACAGCUCCAGUGACUCACCUAUUCUUAGUCAUCUUUCUCCAGAGAAAGAAACAGAACAGUCUGAGAGUAUGUCAGUUCAGUCUUCAGUAUUGGGGGAGGGAAUCAAAUAUCCACCUCUAUCCACCAUACUUUCCUCAAGCUCAGAAAAUAGUUCCCCAGGGAACAAUUUUAUUCCACAACAGGAAAGCAGCUUUCUUAAAUCUCCAUCACCCACUCCUACUUUGAAGUCACCAAGUCUUUUUCAGAAAUUCUCUGUGGAAGUGGAUCAAGUUAGCAUGAUUCCUGUAGGCAAUCUGUCUGCUGUCAGCUCAUCACAAGGAACCCCAGCCCCAUCCACUGCUAUCUCCUCACAGAGAACUUCAGCACAGUCUACUAUCAGCGCAUCAGAGAGCUCUCCAGGUCUUUCCGCUAAAGUCUCAUCACAGAGAACCCCAGGCCUGUCUUCUGUCAGCUCAUCACAGAAAACUCCAGGUGUGUCUACUGUCAGCUCCUCACAGAGCAUCCCAACACUGUGCAGUGUCAGCUCCUCACAGAGAAUCCCAACACUGUCUAAUGUCAGUUCCUCACAGAGAAUCCCAACACUGUCCACUGUUAGCUCCUCACAGAGAAUCCCAACACUGUGCAGUGUCAGCUCCUCACAGAGAAUCCCAACACUGUCCACUGUCAGCUCCUCACAGAGAAUCCCAACACUGUCCACUGUCAGCUCGUCACAGAGCAUCCCAACACUGUGCAGUGUCAGCUCAUCACAGAGAAUCCCAACACUGUCUAAUGUCAGCUCCUCACAGAAAAUACCAACACUGUCCACUGUCAGCUCCUCACGGAGAACAACUGGUCGGUCCACUGUCAGCUCAUCACAGAGAAUCCCAACACUAUCCAUUGUCAGUUCAUCACGGAGAACAACUGGCCAGACCACUGUCAGCUCAUCACAAAGAAUUCCAACACUGUUCACUGUCCGCUCCACACAGAGAAUCCCGACACUGCCCACUGUCAGCUCAUCACGUAGAACAACUGGCCUGUCCAGUGCCAGCUCUUCACAGAGAAUCCCAACACUGUCCACUGUUGGGUCAUCAAGGAAGGCAACUGGCCUGUCCAGUGCCAGCUCCUCACAGAGAAUCCCGACACUGUCCACUGUUAGCUCCUCACGGAGAAUCCCAACACUGUCCACUAUCAGCUCCUCACGGAGAAUCCCGACACUGUACACUGUUAGCUCCUCACGGAGAAUCCCGACACUCUCCACUGUCAGCUCCUCACAGAGAAUCCCAAUACUCUCCACUGUCAGUUCAAUACCGAGUAUCCCAGCCCCGUCUACUGUCAGCUCAUCACAGAGAACACCAUCCCUAUUCACUGUCAUCUCCUCACAAAGUACUCCAGGCCUAUCCACCGUCAGCUCAUCACAAAAAAUCCCGACAUUGUCCACCAUCAGCUCAUCACAGAGUACUCCAGCACUAUCCACUGUCAGCUCCUUAAAGGGAACCCCAACCCCAUCCACUGUCAGCUCAUCACAGAGAAAACCAGUGACCCAGGUCACGGCCGACUCCUCUGGCCUGAAUAUUAUCAAUGUGGUGGGCCCUGUUUUUGGAGCCCAAGCUUUAGUCAGUGGGUCCAACCCUGUGCAAAGCUCUACCCCUGGAGCCACAGCUCCUGCAGGAAUAAAGCCUAGUAACCAGCCCUCAAGAGGUCAGACACCAAAUGUGCUGCCUGGUGCGUUGCAGGAACCAUCUCAAAUGGGUGUUCAACUUUUUUUAGAAAAUAAUUCAAGUCUUACACACUUAACGGUACUCCAGGUUCCACAAGGUUCACUCAUUUUGAACACAAAGCAGCAGCCACAGAAGCAGCAACAGCCACUACAGAUGCAGCAGCCACUACAAAUGCAGCAGCCACAACAGCCACAGCAGCAAUGGCUCUAUCAAUUGAUUCCACAACAACUUCAGCAAUCUUCCACUUCCUGUCCUCAGCAACCGGUGUCACAGGGUUCAAGGGCACAAGGUUCAACUACACAGGCAGCACCCUUAUCUGCUCAGCAAGCUGUUGUCAUCAACCUCACUGGAGUGGGAACUUGUAUGCAGCCCCAGGCAGCUGUGUUGUCUCAACUUGGCUCUGUCCAGAGCAGACCUGAGCAAAGUCAAACUCAGGAAACAUUCCAGCUCUCCUCUGCCUUACAGCAGCAUCAACCUAAUCUGCAACAUCAACCACAACCGCAGCUGCAGUCUCAACAACAGACACAACUGCAACCUCAACAGCAGCCAUGGCUGCAGGCACAGCCACAACCCUGGCCACAGCCACGACCUCAGCCACGGCUUCAGCCAUGGCCACGCCCACAGCCACGCCUGCAACCACGGCAGCAGCCACGCCUGCAACCGCGGCCGCAGCCACAACCUCAGCCUCGGCCUCAGCCACGGCCACGGCCUCAGCCACGGCCACGGCCGCAGCCACAGCCACGGCCACAGUCACGGCCACAACCACGGUUGCUGCCACGGCCUCUGCCACAGUUGCUGCCACGGCCUCAGCCACUGCAGCCACCGUUGCAGCCGGGGCCGCAGCCAGAGCCACAGUUGCAACAACAGCCAUGGGCACAACUCCAGCCACAGCAGCUACAGAGCGGAAUCUUGCAGCACCCACUGACUAUGGCAACAGUAACCACCCAGUCAGGUCAAACACAUCCAGCUAUUGAGGAUACAACCAAACCCGCCAAAAGGUAA
Messenger RNA from Talpa occidentalis (Iberian mole), 4009 nucleotides. RefSeq names its product transcription factor SPT20 homolog. Gene Ontology annotation, biological process: regulation of transcription by RNA polymerase II. The record is from RefSeq and is a predicted model, not a curated record. Gene Ontology annotation, cellular component: SAGA complex. Gene Ontology annotation, molecular function: transcription coregulator activity. The coding region runs from base 50 to 4009 and encodes 1319 amino acids. Lineage: Eukaryota; Metazoa; Chordata; Mammalia; Eulipotyphla; Talpidae. The transcript is spliced from 2 exons.